Polyodon spathula (Mississippi paddlefish) is the source of this 5284-nucleotide messenger RNA. Its product is annotated as T-box transcription factor TBX5-like. Gene Ontology annotation, biological process: cell fate specification; positive regulation of DNA-templated transcription; cardiac left ventricle formation. Gene Ontology annotation, cellular component: nucleus. NCBI's taxonomy places the organism in Eukaryota, Metazoa, Chordata, Actinopteri, Acipenseriformes, Polyodontidae. Gene Ontology annotation, molecular function: DNA-binding transcription factor activity, RNA polymerase II-specific; RNA polymerase II cis-regulatory region sequence-specific DNA binding. The record is from RefSeq and is a predicted model, not a curated record. The transcript has 9 exons. Bases 178 to 1728 code for a protein of 516 amino acids.
GGAGAAGCACCGUGUGGCACUGCUGGAUUUUUUUUUUUUUAAAGGAGAACUAUUCAUAUUCCGCAGAGGAUUUAUACCGUUAUUUAUCCUCGCUCUUUAUUCAAGGUAAAUCCAUUUACAGCGCUUAAGACGUACAGCCUUCCACGUGAGCAUGCGGACUCGGCUGCAAGGCUCGUCAUGGCGGAUACCGAGGAAAUCUUUGGGCUCCCAAGCACUCCGAGUGAUUCAGAAUCAAAGGAGCUGCAGGCUGAAAACAAACAAGAGACCCAGAUAGGAACCUCCAGCAUAUCUCCCUCUCCCCAGACAACACACACGCAACAGGGAAUGGAGGGAAUCAAAGUUUACUUACACGAACGAGAGCUGUGGGUAAAAUUCGAUGACGUUGGGACAGAGAUGAUUAUAACCAAGGCGGGAAGGCGCAUGUUUCCAAGUUACAAAGUAAAGGUGACUGGCCUCAAUCCAAAAACGAAAUACAUUCUCCUGAUGGAUGUAGUUCCAGCAGAUGACCACCGCUACAAAUUCGCUGAUAACAAAUGGUCCGUGACUGGCAAGGCAGAGCCCGCAAUGCCCGGCAGGUUGUAUGUGCACCCAGACUCGCCGGCUACGGGAGCGCAUUGGAUGAGGCAACUCGUCUCUUUCCAAAAACUGAAGCUCACCAACAACCACCUCGACCCGUUUGGACACAUUAUAUUAAACUCCAUGCACAAAUAUCAACCAAGACUGCACAUUGUGAAAGCAGACGAAAAUAACGGAUUCGGAUCCAAAAACACGGCCUUUUGCACUCACGUCUUUCCUGAAACGGCCUUUAUUGCUGUCACAUCCUACCAAAACCACAAGAUCACACAGCUAAAGAUUGAGAACAAUCCGUUCGCAAAAGGUUUUCGUGGAAGCGAUGAUAUGGAAUUGCACAGGAUGUCAAGAAUGCCAAGUAAGGAGUACCCAGUGGUCCCUCGCAGCACAGUCAGACAGAGAGUGGGCACCAAUCAAAGCCCUUUCGGGGGUGAUGUGAGGGGUCUGCCCACUCCCUCUAACCUGGGCUCCCAGUACCAGUGUGAAAAUGGAGUCUCCAGCACCUCCCAGGACCUGCUGUCCCAAAGCAGCCCCUACCUCCUAUCCCAUGAGCACAGCCAGAUCUACCAUUGCAAGAGGAAAGUAGAGGAAGAGUGUCAGCCAGGAGAACACACUUACAAGAAAGCGUACCUUGAGAGCUCUCCCAGCGAUGAGGACUCCUACUACCGAGCAGGGGGCUACUCCCACCCACCUGCCUCCUAUAGGACUGAGUCGGCACAGCGUCAGGCCUGCAUGUAUGCCAGCUCAUCACAAGCGGCAGAGCCUGUGCCUAGUCUGGAGGACAUAAGCUGCAACACCUGGGCCGCUGUGUCACCCUACAGUGGAUGCCCAGUGACUGCCAUACAGCCGAUGGAAAGGCUGCCAUACCAGCACUUCUCUGCCCACUUCACUUCCGGUCCACUCAUGCCCAGGCUUAGCGGAGUGGCCAGCCAUGGCUCUCCCCAGAUCACAGACACCCACGGCAUGUACCAGAGCUCCGUGCCCCACCAGUCCAUCGCUCGGCAGUGCGUUCCCCAGACGGGCAUCCAGUCCUCCAGCAGUGGGCUCCAAGGCAGUGAGUACCUGUACUCUCACGGCAUGCCACGCAAUCUCUCCCCCCACCAGUAUCACACCGUCCACGGAGUCAGCAUCGUGCCAGAGUGGAAUGAGACCAGCUAAUCAGAAAGGAGGAAGGGGGAAGGAGGGCAAGACAAACAGGGUGCAAUCAAAUGACGUUAAUCAAUGUUUGCAUUUCAUAAGAACAAAGCUGCCUUCAAAAUGGAUGCACAACGCUGCUUAAAUGGCCUCUGAAGAUCUGCUUUGGUUUCUACUAUGUUUUCAAUACACCCCCCUUUUGAGACUCCAUAUAAAGGUGCUCCUUUCUAGGAAGGACAGAGGUUAAAUAGGAGCCACAAAAACAAUUUUAAGAAGGAAAUCAAAAGAUGUCAGAUGAAAGCUUUGCUUUGCCAUCCAACGAACGCAGGUUGAUUGGAAGCGAAAAACUUUUACCUGCAGAUAAAAGGAGUUGGCAAAAGAUCUAAAAUCUGAGACAUGCAACUUUAAAUGGCCAAAUGGUAUUCAGCUCACUUCUGUUUGUGUUUUCAUUGUAAUCUUUUUGCAUUUUUUUUCUGUGAACUGGUACACUCCGUUCACACUGUUAAGUUGCAAAGCUCUUAAUUCAAUCAAACAAAUGUGGCAAACUGGUCCUAGAAUGUUUUGGCACUACAUAGCUUUUAUUUACUGGCAUCUGUGUAUGCAACACACAGGGGCCAAGUCAAUUUCAGGUACAAUAAAUGCAUUGUGGUACUAUCUUAUUGAUCCAAACAGCUACAGAUCUUAGAACUGUGAGAAAUGCUCUAGUGCAGAACUCUUUCCAACAUAUUUUGUAAUAUUUAGUGAUGUUACUUUUUAGGAAACACCAGUUGGACUAUAAAAGUUAAAGAAUGGCGUUAGCUCUACAACUGUUAAUAUCUAUAAAAUAGACCUCAAUGCAUCAGAGAAAGGAUAGAUUAUUUUGGUACUAAAUAGGUUAAUUGCACUUUUUCACAGUAGUGGCACAAAGUGUCAAGUUACUUUAUAGCUAAUCUCUGGUCUAAUGUAAAUUAAAUAGUGCCGUGCACAGGAAAUAAAGUUAAUGUGUGAUUGACUCUACCCUAUGAUUGCCAAUUGCUACAGUUGAGCAUGCUUGCACCAGUAUUAUUAAGCGAUAAGUCAGCCGUUUACAUUGUACUCACUAUACAUCUACCUACACAUUGAGUUAGCUACAGUAAACCUGUAUAGAUUCAUGGGAUUUUUAAAGAAAUAUAUAGAAAUAAAAUAUUAUCUUUUGCAGAAUUAAAGGGAUCACAUUGUUCAAGUCAAUCCUACAUUGUAAGCAAGACAAAGGUUGAAAUGUUAUAGCAGAAAUGUUUGUCUUAUUAUUUUUUGUUCACAUUCUCUAAAAAAAACUCACAAAGCCCUUAAAAAGUUUACCGUGGUAUAACCCACCAUGAUAAAAGCCUAGGGAAACACAGUAAAAACACGAAAAACCACCAAGAUGUCCACUGAAGAUAUAUUAUUGAUAUUCAAGUCUAGUGUGAUCAUCGAACUUAUGUGGUAAAAGCAUAACAACAAUGGUAAACUAUGAUAAACCAAUGUACACACAUGGGGUACACAGCAGUGAAAAUUGCAAAAAUCUUAUAGGGAAUGAAAUACUGGCAUUAGUGUCACUCCAAAGAAAGCUUUAAGUCUGCUUUAGACAGCUCUGUUUUUAUAAACAGUGUCACCGAACAGGCCGUUUUUUGUCCUGUAGCAUUUUUGAACCCCCUGGAAAACAAAAUGAAAUAGACUGACGUGUUUCACAAGCAAAGAUUUUAGUUCUGAGAAGAAAAAAAGAAUAAUAAGAAAAAGGAACAGCUGAAAUGGCUCAUCCACUUAAAACAACCCAGCAGUACAUAUAAACAGCGUGAUGCUGAUGGAUUUUCUAGUGUUCUUGCAGCUGGUUUUUUUCUACUCCUUUAUUGUCUGCUCUUGCACAGCUGAUUUCUUUUCCAUAUUUCGCUGGAAUUUCUUCCAGUCUAAACAAAACCAGAUAUGUUUUUCAAGCUAGCCACUCCAAGGGUUAGAGAUUGGCAUCUCUGUUAUGAAAUUCAACAUCCAAACCUGUAAUCAAAAGCACUUGAACACUGAAAGAAAAAUGUCUGACUAUAUAUCAAAUGGAAAACAAAAUCUAUCACACAGUUUACCAGUGUGCAUGGAAGGUGUUGAAUGAUGACACAGGCCCUCGGUUGCCAACGCCUGGUUGCAUUCACACAUAUAAUGCCUGGUCACCGUAUCGCAUACCAGGUUGGGCCACUGUUUUCUCUUAAUCACAGCCUUGACACAAUGUAGCAUCCAUAAGGUGCUAGAUGAUGUCUCAAGGGAUCCGUUCAAUCUUUAAAACAUCACGCAAUUACCAAGCUAGCUAGAGGAUCAUAAUGACAUAUGCAUCUUUCAAGUUCAUCCCUGUGAAAAGAUACCUGAUGUCAAGCUCCUCAAACCAUUUGUGCACAAUUCUGACACGGUGGAUAGGUGUAUUAUUGAAAGUAACCAUCACCUUCAGGGUAAAGCAUUGGGUGAACUUGAUCCAGAACCAUAAUUAAGUAAACUGCUUGUCUCCAUACCAGGGUAAUGCCUAAAGACAAUUGUGUUGACAGGUCAUUCUAACAUGGCCAGGCAGUUUAAGUUUCUGAUUCAUUAGUUGCAGGAGCUGUCCAAUUGUCCUGAACUACUGAAUCUAAAGUGCAGAACAUAGCAUUUUCACCUUUUAGUGGAUGUAAAAAAUAAAAUAAAAAAAUGCUUGACUGGUUUCACAAAUCCCGUUUAGCACUAAUCUUGGACUACCUUACCAAAAAUAAAAUUCAGGUUAAACUUGAUUGAAACAAACCCCUGAUGAAUCAAUAAGAGAUGGAGCAGGGUGGAAUUCAAUUGCAGUCAGACCUGUCUUACUAGCCAGUUCAACCGAAAAAUAACAAAAAAGGGAGGCAUCUGAAAACAGCAACUCAAGAGUCAGUGGCUAACGGUUCAUUCAGAUUUCACUCAACUGAUUUCCGUAUAUUUAGUCCAGUAAUGUGUUUCUAAUUCUAUGAUACUCUAACCUACUCACCAUGCCUUUCUGUAUUGAAUACCUGUCGUAAAGAGCAUAUUAAAAUAACAAACAAAAAAAACAACAACUAUCCUGGCAUUGUACUAUCAACUGAAUAUCAUAUACAAUCACAGGGAAUGUCUGUUUUAUUCUGAGGAGUUCCUUAAAUAUCAUGCCUGACAAAUAAUAACAGCGAUAAGUGUGUUUAAAGAGAUCUGCAUAGUACAGCCUCGGUUUCUCUCAAAUACCUUUAUAUGUUCCCUUUUUUUAAAAAAACAUUUCUAGUUUUGCUUGUUUUUUUAAGAGUUAUUGUAAGGAGAAAGGGUAAUUGAAAAAAAAAACACAAAAAAAUUAAAUUAUGUAUCAAGCAAUAAGUAUUGUUUAUUGAAAAACGAAAUGCAACAGUUGUUUGUAUUAAUUAUUAGUAUUGUUCUUGUUCAUAGUAUUUAUUGUUCUAGCAUUAUACAAAUCAAUUGUUUCUAGUUUGUUGGAAAUCAUAUAUUGUUAGAUUUUUUAAAGAACAGAAAAGGAGUGGAAACAAAUAUGUUAUAGAAGUCUGGUUAAAAUGUAAUUGUUGUAUAAAGAGAUGGAUUACUUUGUUGUUUUUGGUGUAAAUAAACACAAAUGUAUAUA